Messenger RNA from Elephantulus edwardii (Cape elephant shrew), 1576 nucleotides. RefSeq names its product U2 small nuclear RNA auxiliary factor 2 (gene U2AF2). The transcript has 12 exons. Lineage: Eukaryota; Metazoa; Chordata; Mammalia; Macroscelidea; Macroscelididae. Gene Ontology annotation, biological process: mRNA processing. Gene Ontology annotation, cellular component: U2AF complex; commitment complex; nuclear speck. The record is from RefSeq and is a predicted model, not a curated record. The coding region runs from base 37 to 1464 and encodes 475 amino acids. Gene Ontology annotation, molecular function: pre-mRNA 3'-splice site binding; poly-pyrimidine tract binding.
AGUGAGCUGCCCAGGGCCGUACGCGGCCGUCUCAGCAUGUCGGACUUCGAUGAGUUCGAGCGGCAGCUCAACGAGAAUAAGCAAGAGCGGGACAAGGAGAACCGGCACCGGAAGCGCAGCCACAGCCGCUCUCGGAGCCGAGACCGCAAGCGCCGGAGCCGGAGCCGCGACCGGCGCAACCGGGACCAGCGCAGCGCAUCUCGGGACCGGCGGCGACGCAGCAAACCUUUGACCAGAGGCGCUAAGGAGGAGCACGGUGGACUGAUUCGCUCCCCCCGUCAUGAAAAGAAGAAGAAGGUCCGCAAGUACUGGGACGUGCCGCCCCCCGGUUUCGAGCACAUCACCCCUAUGCAGUACAAGGCCAUGCAAGCUGCAGGUCAGAUUCCAGCCACCGCCCUCCUCCCCACCAUGACCCCUGAUGGUCUGGCUGUGACCCCGACGCCGGUCCCCGUGGUUGGCAGCCAGAUGACCAGACAGGCCCGGCGUCUAUACGUGGGCAACAUCCCCUUCGGCAUCACUGAGGAGGCCAUGAUGGACUUCUUCAACGCCCAGAUGCGCCUCGGGGGGCUGACGCAGGCCCCUGGAAACCCAGUCUUGGCUGUGCAGAUCAACCAGGACAAGAACUUUGCCUUUUUGGAGUUCCGGUCAGUGGACGAGACCACCCAGGCCAUGGCCUUUGAUGGCAUCAUCUUCCAAGGCCAGUCGCUGAAGAUUCGCAGACCCCACGACUACCAGCCGCUGCCCGGCAUGUCGGAGAACCCCUCUGUCUACGUGCCUGGAGUUGUGUCCACUGUGGUCCCUGACUCUGCUCACAAGCUCUUUAUCGGGGGCUUACCCAACUACCUGAACGAUGAUCAGGUCAAGGAAUUGCUGACAUCGUUUGGGCCUCUCAAGGCCUUCAACCUGGUCAAGGACAGUGCCACAGGACUGUCCAAAGGCUACGCCUUCUGUGAGUACGUGGACAUCAACGUCACAGACCAGGCCAUCGCAGGAUUGAACGGCAUGCAGUUAGGGGACAAGAAGCUGUUGGUCCAGCGAGCGAGUGUGGGCGCCAAGAAUGCCACGCUGGUGAGCCCCCCGAGCACCAUCAACCAGACGCCGGUGACGCUGCAGGUGCCUGGGCUCAUGAGCUCCCAGGUGCAGAUGGGCGGCCACCCGACCGAGGUGCUGUGCCUCAUGAACAUGGUGCUGCCCGAGGAGCUGCUGGACGACGAGGAGUACGAGGAGAUCGUGGAGGACGUGCGCGACGAGUGCAGCAAGUACGGGCUCGUCAAGUCCAUCGAGAUCCCGCGGCCCGUGGACGGCGUCGAGGUGCCUGGCUGUGGAAAGAUCUUUGUGGAGUUCACCUCUGUGUUUGACUGUCAGAAAGCCAUGCAGGGCCUGACUGGCCGCAAGUUCGCCAACAGAGUGGUUGUCACAAAGUACUGCGACCCCGACUCCUACCACCGCAGGGACUUCUGGUAGAGGCAGAUGGGCAGGCCGGCGGGGGCAUGCCCCCCCCACCUCCCUCUUCCCUCUGAAGACGACGGCAGAGGAGUGACAGCCAGUGACAGCGGCAGCAACUGGAAUGGCAGCA